Molecule: messenger RNA, 1305 nt
Organism: Closterium sp. NIES-65
Lineage: Eukaryota; Viridiplantae; Streptophyta; Zygnematophyceae; Desmidiales; Closteriaceae
Source: the annotation of a GenBank genome assembly
AUGCUGCCCCCACGCCCCUCUCCCCAUGCCUCGCUGGCCCCUUCCUGCCGACUCCUCUCUGUUCCCCUCGCCCGUGACCUCUGCAUGCCCUCUCUAGCUUCCCGCGCCCGCUCUGCUCCUUGCGCCAGAGUUCCGCCUUCCGUUCUGCUCUCUUGGCGGCUUCCGCCUGCCUCGUACCGCCUCUCCCUCGAUCCUCCUCGCCCCUCUGUCCGUCCCCACUGCACCGUCGGCGGUCCGUGCACCUCCCGCUCCUCCCAUCUUCUCAUCUCGCGCCGCGGCCGCCUCUCUGGCGAUGGUGACCAGGCGUCCAAGUGCUCCCUCCAAUCCGGCUUGGCGAGCGCAUGGAGCUGCUGCGUCCCCCUUGCUGCUGACCGUGCUGCUUUGGCGACGCUGUUUCCGCCUCUCGCCCCCUCUCACCGCGCGGCUGCUGCCGUCCUGCCGAAUGCGAAGCGCCGCCGCUCCACUCUCCCUGCUCCUGGCGCUCGCCGCGCGGGCGGAACUUGCCCACGCGCCCUCCUCGGAGGCGCCGCUCCCUCUCCGCCGAGCGGGACCGCUCCUCCUUCCCCUUGCCGCGCGGAUUCGGCGCCUGCCACGCUCGAUGGCUCAUCCCGGGCCCGCCCAGCUCCUGCCGUCCAGAGCUCUCCGUGCGCCGCCCUUCCUCGUGGGGGUCGUCUCAACCGCGCGAUCCCGGCGGCGGGGCCUCUAAUUCCGCGACCGCCACCGGGCUCGUCUCUGCUUGCGCUUCCGCCAGCUCGGUUUCCGCACCGCCCGUUCCUCCUGUUCCCGCCUCAUUCGCCCCUUCUAUCCCUGCCUCCUUGUCUGACCGUCUCGAUCCUUCUUCCUCGUCCUCCGCGCCCUGCUCCGGCGUCUCUUCUCGAACUGCAUUGUGCGGCGAGUUCUCUCCGCGAGCGACGCUACUGCCGCUCCCUCCUUGUCUGCGAGACUGCUCGCCAAACGCCAACCACUGCCCUCUCUCAUCGCCACGUCAUCCGUGCUCCUCCGGGGAGCGGAACACCCUUCCGCCGCGGUGGUUUCCGCCCUCCGCGCCAGGUCCGCGUCCGCUCUCCUGGAGCCACGCAUUUCGAUCCGCGCGUUCGGCGUGUCCUUCGUCAUUCGUUUGCGCAUCGGCUACUCGACCGUCCCUCACAGCAGGGACCCGAUCGGCGCGGAAGGCGGGAUGGCGCGGCGAUCGCUCCAUGGAUCGCCCACGCUCUCGUGACGGCUCUCGGCGCUCCCGUUCCUCCUCCCGUCGGCUAUACGCCCUACCCCAGCGCAGCUCGUAUCGAUCCAUCUCGUUCGCGCUAG